Myxocyprinus asiaticus (Chinese sucker) is the source of this 2150-nucleotide messenger RNA. Its product is annotated as deubiquitinase DESI2. The transcript is spliced from 6 exons. The coding region runs from base 566 to 1144 and encodes 192 amino acids. Gene Ontology annotation, biological process: protein deubiquitination. NCBI's taxonomy places the organism in Eukaryota, Metazoa, Chordata, Actinopteri, Cypriniformes, Catostomidae. The record is from RefSeq and is a predicted model, not a curated record. Gene Ontology annotation, molecular function: deubiquitinase activity.
GGUUGGGCAUCAUCAUCAGGCACGCGCACUCAGCUCACCAGCACACAAAACGGGGAAGGCUGCUCUUAUCUCGGGUGCUAAAACGUCAUUCUUUCACUGACAAACAUCUGCUUUCAUUUCCCUUCAAGUUCAAGGUCUCUUCGUCGUCUGAAUGGCUGAGUCUUCAAGGAUAUUCUUAUUUUAUCCUUGUCUAUCGUUCAUUUUUCUCUCCGCUGGUCAUGAAGCUAAACGGUAGUUAGCAUAGCAGCGUCGCUACUCCUUGUAACUGGACAACAAAAAAGUGGCCUAAAAAAAUUAAUAAAUGAAAAAAACUUUCAGGAUCAGCUCUUAGAUGUCUCUAAACCGUUAUAAGCCAGCAAAGGUCAAGAGGACGAAGCAACGGUGCUUUGAAGGGAACGAGAAGUACGUGUGGUGAGAAGUGAAAAGGCGAGAGGAGGAGAGCAGCAGCUGGUCGGCAGCUAAAGUGAAAGAAAACACGUCACGGACAUCCCUGUGAUGGCAAACGAGCCGGUUAUUCUGAACGUCUAUGAUAUGACAGCUGUGAAGUGAUGGUGAACGUCUUCAGAUGCUCUCUAAAGAGGUACAAAAUCAGUACUGGAUCAAUGAGUUCACUACCUCUCUGGGAAUUGGAGUCUUUCACUCAGGAAUUGAGAUCUAUGGCAGAGAGUUUGCCUACGGAGGACACCCUUAUCCUUUUUCAGGUAUAUUUGAGAUAACACCUGGUGAUGCCACAGAACUCGGAGAGACGUUCAAAUUUAAAGAAGCCAUUGUUUUGGGGAGUACAGACUUCACGGAAGAGGAUGUGGAGAGAAUUGUGGAGGAAAUGGGAAAGGAAUAUAAGGGUAAUGCCUACCACCUUAUGCACAAGAACUGCAAUCAUUUUUCCUCGGCAUUAUCAGAGAUCCUCUGUGGUCGAGAGAUCCCACGCUGGGUGAACCGGCUGGCCUACUUCAGCUCUUGUGUGCCCUUUCUGCAGAGCUGUCUGCCAAAGGAGUGGUUGACACCAGCAGCACUGCAGUCCAGUGUUAGUCAGGAGCUCCAGGGAGAGCUGGAGGAGGCAGAGGAUGCUGCAGCCUCUGCCUCAACGCCUUCCUGUGCCGUGGCACCUUUACCCAGACCAACCCGACACCAACCGCGCCGAUGAACACUGCUGCCUUGAGUGACAGGCCAUCUCUGUUUAGAGCUGGACCACAGCUCCUGCUGCCAAUAGACCCCCCACCCCUUUUCCUGACAGACUAGCAAUUCACCAGCGGAAUAGAUGAGCCCCACCCUCUGUGUUAACUGAUUUAUUUAAGUAUGCUCAAGUGACCAUUAUGGGCCUGAAAACAAUCAAACUCGUUUACUGUAAAACCUUACGUGUUUGGAAUUAUUCUUUUUUUGGGCCUUUUAUGUUUUUUUUUAUGUUUUAAAAACUCAGGACGUGAAUACAUUUUGAACAAUGCUCUGUUUAUUCACCUUUUUUAUUUUUUUUUUAUGCUAUUUUUAGGGGUCGUUCACAGCGAACGCAUUUUAGUGUCGGUCUUUACUGUUUUUAUUUUUUUCUGUUUUUUUAUAUGUAAACGUGCGUCGGACGGACACCAUUGACCUUUGCACCAAGUCUCACUGUUUUUUUUCAGUGUCUUGCAUUUAUAAGAUGAUGUGUCAAUUUAGAACUUACCUAACGCACCUCGAGACACCUGCAUUCUGUUCAGUUCUUUGCAUGAAGUUUAGUUUUUUUAGUGCAAGAACCUGUUUGGUCUGAACGGCCCCUUACGCUGGAGUUGCUCGAUGGCCUUUUUCCCCUUAUUCCUACAGAAAGCGCCUAGUCAGUGAAUAUGAGACAUUUUUUAAGGAGAACAUUUGUUUACAGAUUUCUUGUGUUACAAUCUGUAUGAUUGUGUUGUGUGUGCUGAUUACAAAAGCCAAAUCUCCACACUUUUGUAAUGACACACAUCCCACUCUAUGGUGACUGUGCCUGAAGAUUUUUAUCGUUAUGUGCUAAAGAGAGCUCUGCACUCCGUCUCUACCUGUUUGGUCUGCUAUGAGUGGCAGACUUCUUAUCCUACGAAACCUUCCUCAGAUGUUUUACACCUUUUUAGUUUUUAGAGUCUUCUAUGUAUUUGAGACAACAUUUGUAUUCCAUUUUAUGAUUAUUAAAGAAAAUAUACAAC